GUAUAUUAUUUUGGUAUAGAAUCUAUAUAUUUAUUUUAUAGAGUUGAGAAUUAGUUGAAGUUGUGGCAAUUACGGAAGAAAUCAGUUAGCAGUUAUCGAUAAGCAGAUGUACAUUCAUCGCUAGGCCGAUAUUUGCACACUUCCUACCUAUCGGAAAUAUGUACGGCGCGCCGUCGCUUUCGGGUCGUUGCUGCUGUUGUUGUUGCCCGUUGCUUAAAUUCUGUUUAGCUUGAUUUGCAGUGCUAGUGUCCAUAUUCUGUUUCUAUUUUUAUAAAUUGAAAGUGUGUUGAGGGCACCAUGAAUAGCGGCUACAAUGCACCUGUAUUCCAUAUGCCCGCCAUGGCCGUGGAAUCUUUGUGCCAGCAAUCGAUGUAUCAGCAGCACACCUAUGUGGAUCGCACCCGGAUGGCCGUAACCGAUGUAUUUGUGCAGGAGCAUGUCUCGCAGAGCUCCUGGUCGAUGAGCACUCCGCCGGUGCCGGUGCGUGCACCCGUAUUCAUACAAACCGGUCGCGGGCCAUUUAUGGGCGGAAACUCAGCACCACCACAGCCACAUCACCAUCAUCAUCAUCCGGCACCGCCGCCGCCGCCGCAGCAGCCGCCGCAUCCAUCGAUGCACGGACGUUUCACAUACAUGUCCAUGCCGGGCGUACAGUAUUAUGCAACCAGCUCGGCUUCAAUGAAUGCGUACGGCCAAAUGUAUAUGCAACACUCCACGGCAUCGGCCAACGUGGGCGGCAUGUACGUGCCCCACUAUCAUCCGACACAUGCGCGUCCGCAUCAUCAUCAGCACACCAAGGACAAUGGAUGCCAGACGCGCUCGUGUGUCCGGCGCAGCUGCGAUGCGACCACCCAGACGGAUCUUAUUGGCGAUGCGCCGCCCAUAUCCAAAUACAAAUAUCUGGCCAAUUUGAGUGACAGCAGCAAGGAGUCGUCGAACAGUCGCAGCUCGUUUGAGAGCUAUGGCUAUCCGAGCAUUCAGCAGGGCGAGCGUCGCAAUUCGGAGGUCAUAUUGCCCAUACAACGUUUGCAGGACAUAACGCGGAUCUCGCUGAAGGGCAGUGACAUUGCCGAACGUCUGGCCAAUGCGCAUCGCCAGCGUCCGUGCUUCAAGAAGAUGGACACACUGUGCGCCCGGCUCAAGCAGGAUCUGCUGCGGCCGGACGGUGUGCUGCCCAAUAUCAAUUCGCAGGGCAUCGCCUGGGCGGUCAAGGAUUUUAUAUUUGUAUUCACGCGCAUUGUCAACUCGUGGGUCAUACUGAAGGGUUAUGUGUACAAUACGCCCGAUGGCCUCAAUAAGAUCAAGGACGAGCUGCCCGGCGGCUUUAUGGCCGCCUUCGAUAGCUGGCAGAUAAGCACAUUGACGCUCGUCGAGAUGAUAAUCAAGUCGUUUGUCAAUCUGGACGGGAUGCUGCAGAAGCAGAAGAACAGCUUCUGCAAGCUGGACAUUAGCAGCAGCAACAACAACAACAACAACAACAACAACCAUUACAUUAUCAACAACAACAACAACAUCACCAUCAACAACAACAGCAACAACAACAACAACUGGAGCAGCAACGGCAACAGCAGCGAUUCCAACUCCAGCAACAAGACUCUAAAUGGCACCGAUAUAGUCCUGCCUAUGCCGCCGGUUCCUGUCCAUUUGGCUCUGGACAAUGGGCGUGGUCCCGGCGCCUUUAGCACACCCUACAACAGCAUGAAGAGCGACCAUGCGGGCGAGCAGCAUUUGGCCAAUAGCUUCGGUGAGCCGCAGCUGCAGGCGGAACCAACUCCAAUGGAUGGCAGAUCGAAAUCGGAUUUGAAUUAUUUGUACACGAUGAUCCAGGAUUCGGAGGAGGCGCAGCGCUGCGUCAAUGCCAAUGGCACCUAUCUUAAGACCGGCACCUAUACGCCCCUCAAGAAGGACGCCAAUGCAUUGGAUCAUUCAUCGCCGCCGCCGCCGCCGCCGCCGUCAACAGGCCAAAACUUCCCCAAUAUCUGGAAAUGCAGCGCGCACUCGACCAACGGCCGGGCAGCAGGCCAGCCACAGCCGCCGCUCGAGCAGCUCAGGUCGGUGCUGAAGUGCCCAACGCCCAAGCUGAAGACCUCACAGUGUCGCCACAACGAUGGCAAGCCCUACACAACGCCCCUGACCCUUGUGGGUCGCGAGAUGUCGCGCCGACUCUACGAUCUGAGUAACCGCAUCAUGCAACUGCAGAACAUCGAUCGAUUCUUCCAAAAGCAGUUCACACGCAACUAUUAUCCAUAUUUCUUUGAGCGCUGCCAGCACGAGUUCAUUGAUGUGCGCGCCAUUAUACUGAAGUGUGAGAGCGCCACGUAUCAGCAUGUUUAUCAGGCCAUACACGAUAUGAGGCGCAUUAUAUAUUUGGCACGCAACGAUCUGAAGGAUCAUACCAACAUGGACUUGCGUCUUUAUACGGCUCUCUAUGAGCGCUCCAUCAACGAGAUGCUGGCCAAGAAUCCCUAUCAUCCCGAACAGUUUGAGCACAUCACUGGAGAGCCUGGCGAGAAGCUUUUCAACUAGUUAACAAAUUUAAAUACGAUUUAUUUUUUUAUUUUAAACCAAUUCUGAGUCAGUUUCGAGGAAGCUAACAUUAUCCACCCAAAAACAUUGUUAAGCCUAGGCCAAAUUGCAAAUUGGUUUUAGUUUAUUAAUCAGUUUUUUUUUUUUAUUUGUAUUUAAUUGAGCAAGCUAAAAGUUAAGUUAGCUUGCUAAUUGGCAAUACUAAUUUUAGAAUAAUUAAUCAAAGUUUUAACUUUACAUCAGAAAACUUGAGUUCGGAAAGUUUAGAAUGCCUUUAAUAAGUUGCGUGGAUUAUAAUCGUUA
Molecule: messenger RNA, 2829 nt
Organism: Drosophila montana
Lineage: Eukaryota; Metazoa; Arthropoda; Insecta; Diptera; Drosophilidae
Gene: mtsh
Product: mitoshell
Exons: 6
Coding region: 298-2526 (742 amino acids)
Source: RefSeq, a predicted model, not a curated record